Molecule: messenger RNA, 4898 nt
Organism: Mercenaria mercenaria
Lineage: Eukaryota; Metazoa; Mollusca; Bivalvia; Venerida; Veneridae
Product: heat shock 70 kDa protein 12A-like
Exons: 7
Coding region: 270-2003 (577 amino acids)
Molecular function (GO): ATP-dependent protein folding chaperone; ATP binding
Source: RefSeq, a predicted model, not a curated record
UCAGUACGGAUAACUAUGUUUACUACGUUUAACUACCGGGAUGAAUAAGUUUCAACCAAGUUAGACUAAAGCCACGCUCAAAUGGCUACGGAUCGCUCAAACUUUUUGUGCAUGUUCAAAAGUUGGAGAAACUUGCAAGUUUGGAAUAAGUCUUGAAUACGUUUUGACCAAGUGCUGGUGCGGAUUGAUACGGAUUACUACUUUGCGGUAUCUCACAGGAUUUGCUGAACAUAUCGACUUAAUACAGACACAGAUUCCUUAAAGUAGAAAUGAGUAACCACCUUUUGGUAGCGGCCAUUGAUUUCGGGACAACGUUCUCAAGUUGGGGAUUCUCAUUUAAACAUGAAUACGACCUGGAACCAACUAAAGUUACUGCCAAACAGUGGACAGGAUUGCAAUCUGCCGUUUCUUUGAAAGGCCCUACAACAAUAUUGAUCAAACCGGAUGGUAAAACUAUAGACAGUUUUGGUUUUGAUGCGGAGACAAAAUAUGCCGAACUCGCAGAAGACCAAAAACAUAAAGAGUGGUACUUCUUCAAAAGAUUUAAAAUGCAGCUGUUUGACAAAAUUGGUCUCAGACGGGACUUUACUAUUGAUGAUGCUACCGGGAAGGCGCUACAAGCGAAGACAGUUUUCAGUUUAUCCAUUAGAUACCUAAAAGAUGACCUAAUGGAUAUGUCUAAAAGGCAACUUCUUGAUCAACACCUGAUGGAAACAGAUAUUCACUGGGUACUGACUGUGCCUGCUAUAUGGAAUGAUGUCGCGAAACAGUUCAUGAGGGACGCUGCCGAAAGUGCAGGAAUAUCGUCAGAAAAUGUGACAAUUGCUUUAGAGCCCGAGUCUGCUUCUUUAUAUUGUCAACAUUUACCUGCAACACGAACUCAAAAUUCACUUGGAAAAUUACCAUCUGGCAGCAAAUAUCUCAUUCUAGAUGCAGGAGGUGGAACAGUAGAUAUCACAGUACAUGAAAUCAUGCCUAAUGGAAUCCUGAGAGAAAUUCACAAAGCCACUGGUGGUGACUGGGGUGGAACAAAAGUCGAUCAAGCAUUUGAAAAUUUUCUCUGUGAAAUAACAGGUGAAGGGGUGUUGGAAAAGUUCAGAGACAAUGCGAUGGAAGAUUAUCUGGAUCUCUUGAGAAAUUUUGAAGUAAAGAAAAGAGAGGCUAAGUUGAAUAGUGACAGACAAACAUCUAUCAAAAUACCUGUAGCUCUGAUCGAUCAAGCUACGGAGGUCACGGGAAAAAAUGUCAUAGUCAAAAUAUCGCAGUCGAGAUAUCGGGACAGAGUACAGCUUGCCGGAGACAAACUAAGACUUGACCCAGUUGUAAUGAUUGGAUUCUUUGAAGAAUCAGUGAAAAGCAUUACUGCUCAUAUGGAAUCUCUUUUUGUUCAGUCGCAAUUACAAGAUUGCGAAGCAAUAUUGAUGGUAGGCGGGUUUUCCGAAUCGUCGGUACUUCAGGAAAAAAUUAAAACCCAUUUUCCAGACAGAAAAAUAGUCGUUCCAACUGAUGCGGGACUUGCUGUAUUGAAAGGAGCGGUACUGUUUGGUCAUAACCCAGCACUCAUUGCGGAAAGAAUUUGCAAGUAUACCUAUGGAAGUGACUCUUCUCAUAGGAAAAGAGAUACCUGUACGCAUCGCAAAACAAAUACAUUUAUCGCAGAAGGAAAAACAUAUUGCGAUGAUAUUUUUCAAGUUCAUGUUCGUGCUGGAGAUGUGGUUAAAGUUGGUGAACGGCAAGAAGAACAGAUAUUUUAUCCAAUCUACCGAGAACAGACGGCUAUGUCAUUUGGUAUAUACUGCACAAAAGAACGCUGUCCGGAACUAAUAACAGAUGAAGGUUGUGUGAAACUAGGUGAAGUAGAGAUACCGAUACCAGAAACAACAAAUGGUUGCAAACGUGAUGUUGGUAUCAGUUUCCUUUUUGGUGGGACAGAACUGGAGGUAAAAAUUCAAGAUAAAACGAAAGGAGCGGAGAGAAAAGCAUCACUGUCAUUUUUAGGAUAAAUUAUACAAUACGACUAGUUCUUUAACUUAACUGAUCAUAUUAAUUAUUCAAUGACUGAAAUUGUAAAAACAUACUUGAUUAUGUUUGUUCAUCUUUUAUAGUCUCUGACCGAAUGUUGUCGACUAAAUUUGAUAAGCUCUAGUAUUUUGUCUUUGGUGAUAUAAUCUCUAAACAAUUAAGAAGUAAAAACUGUGCAGGAAACACUACAAAUUCUGUCGUGAGGUUGUUGGGGGCAAUGCCCCCAGAUUUAACAAACCGUCUUUCAAUUUUCUUGUCGAGCUUAUGACCAACCUGACAACACAAAGAGAACAAGUUCCAAAGUAUUUACCAAACAUAACUUUAAUAUUGCAUUUUGCAAUUAUAUUUUUGAUCCAGAUAUGAUUAAAUAAUAAAGACGCUUGAUUUGAUCACGUGAUCGAUUAUGAAACCGACACUUGUUUUGAUCAUGUGACCUAUUCUGAAAUUCAAUAACUAGUUUCAGUACGCUCAAAAAAUGUGUUCUUGAUUCUGCGUGAAAAUAGCAACUACUAAGGACUUGCAACGCCACUGAUAAGCCGAUAGAUUAUUGAUUGCCUCGACACCGUUGUGGAUGUGUAUUAUGGAGAAACUUUAUCAGUUUGUGGCGAUCAGUACCGUUUAUCAGUAGGCGAAUCUAUAAAUAUGCGGCAACAUCCUAUAGAUCCCGAUUCGCAUUAUGUUAAAAUAUCUUUUUAUCUUUUCCGUGCAGGUGUUAUUUCUAAAAUAUUAAUUCAGAAAAUACAGUGCUGAAAUGAAAUACUUUUCGCAUGUAUAAGAAAAUAUUUUCAAGAGAUAUGUUAUUCAUAAAAAUUAAUACUAUAUAAAAAAAUAAUAAAAACAAAAAUAAAAUAAAAAACAGUGUUUUACUUGAAAUAGAAUAGGUAGAAAAAAUUCAUUACUUAUUCGUCAGUUUGAAUUUAUGACUUAUUUGGUUCGGGGUGGUGGGGGUUGGGGGAUUAAUUUGACAGUUUGAUCUUUUAUAAUUAUCAUAUUAUCUAAUCUAAUAAUCAGCAGUAGGUUUUUUCUCUCAUUGUUUGAAUUCGUAAAAUCAACUAUGAACAGAUUACUUCUGUUUUACACCAACUACAUUUGUAUUAAGAACAUUUUAAAGCUUAAAGGCAUAUUUAUGUGCUUGGUCGGACCGUCCUUAUUCGUGAUUGUAUAUUAUAGGCCUAUAAUUAUAUAUUUUGAUCUCGAAAUCAGCUGUAAAUCGUUAAUCAACAUGUCUUGUCCACACAAGUUGCAUAAAAAUGAAUUGAAUUUCAAAUAGUUUCUAAAAUUUAAUACGCAAUUGCACGGUGCAUAUCCAUAUCGGCGGACUCUUUGCGAAAUAUGCUUAUCGGCGGUUUCUUGCGUCGGCACCGGCGAUUCUUUGCUAUAAACAGGUUGGCAGUUAUAAAAAGUCAGAUAAUUAAAAAGUAAACACUACAAAAUAUAGAAAAGACAUUCUAAUGUUCCGCGCUCUACAUAGUUUUGAGCAGCAUACCUAUGAUCACGGAUGGCAGCUCGAUUUUUCGCCUCCCAUACCAACCUGGACACUGUUUAAGGCAAAGAAUAGCCGGUGCCGACGCAAAGAAACCGCCGAUAUAGUAGAUUUCGCAAAGAGUCUGUCGAUAUGGAUAUGCACUGUGAAUUGGAGAGAGCAUCCUGAAUAUACAUGUCAUCUAGGGAAAGUCUGUAUCCAUGGAGAUGUUGUCAAAAGUUAUGGCAUCAGAAUCUUGCGGGCAUGCAGUAAUUUCAAUAGCAACCACAACACCACCGCAAAUCAGGGGAGAUAUUUUUUUACUUUUUCCAGAAAUCCGACCUAACUAUAGGGCCAAUAGAAACGCGCUUAUUCUGGAAAAGUACGGCAUUUCCUAAACUGAACAUGUGCCCGAUUCUUUAGUCCAAAGAUCAGAACAUUAUGUAUAUGACGUGUUUAACAUAUAAUGUUCGGGAAAUCAUUGAAAAAAGACCGAAGAAAAAAAUUCAUUCCAGAUUUUUAUAUCAAAAACGCCAUAUACGCUGAUCAAAUUGGUAUUUAUCUGCAGGAAAAAUAUCGUUUAACGUAAAGAGUGCGCUAAAUACUGUUAUAAUUGCGCGUACAUAUAGGUAUUUUAUCAUUUUUCAGACCGAGUAAUUUUAGCUAUAGUAGGUAAUUCGUCAUUCCGCAAUGAUAACUUGCCGCAGGUGCCCGUUAUAUUUUGGCCUCAUUUUCUUGGUAAUUAUCCCUGCAGAUGUACAUUUAUAUUACCAGUUUAAUAUAUUUCAUCUAUCUGAGGGUGCAAAUGGUUUUUCCACGGGCGUUUUGUAUCCUAAUUACUCGAACCUAACUGUAUACGCCAGUUCGGUAGGUUCAUUGAUAUGACGAAUCACGGUUUUCAUAGUGUUUAAUGUAUUUCUUAUAUUAUGAUAUUGAUAGUUUGAAAUACAGGUGUAUAUUAAAUAAUCUAAAAUUGAAACAGACAAUGUUAUUUAGAUCGACAAACAUAGCAAACAAUAUGAAUAAUCAUAUGUCAUGUAUGUUUUUAAGAAAACAGUUACUGAAUUUUAGCAAUAGUUGGAAUGGAAAAAGGUAGACCUAUAAAAAUAUAGAUGUGUUUGUGUCUUUACGUAUGACGACUUCUUAUUAAAAUGAUGCUUAUUUGUAACAAAAAACAUUCCUGACUUUUUAAUUGAUAAGUAUUGUACACAUUAGAAUACGUAGUCUAGUUUUUUUUCAAUGUCGGUUCAAGGAAAUCCUGUUCCUUUAAACUUUCACAGUGGAAUAUUUUGACUUUCUUUCCAAACUUUCAUAAAGUGUUACAAAAUUUGCCUGUUUUUGUUAGACUGUCAAGAACACAUGAUGUCCGGACAUAGAGAGCAAACAGAAGUAUUGAAGAAAUUGAAAUACAUUG